This is a messenger RNA of Symbiodinium natans, 2082 nucleotides long. The record is from the annotation of a GenBank genome assembly. Lineage: Eukaryota; Dinophyceae; Suessiales; Symbiodiniaceae.
GAGAACCACAUCACGCCCUAUUUUGUGUUUCAGGGUGUUGCACCCGGGCCACAACAUUCGAUGUUCGUGAGUCGGAUGGACCACCAGAUGGACUUGGCGUGGAAGUAUCUCUCCCAUGGCGAGAAAUCCGCCGCACAGAAGUGCUUUGCCGUCUCCACAAGUCGCAUCAAUGGCGACUUCGUGUAUUUCAUUUUUCACCACCUUCGGCAAAAGGGCUACGAAUGCUUCCAGGCCCCGUACUUUGCCGGCGCCCAGCUUGCGCAUUUCGCGGCAGAGGGCCUCGUGCAGACGAUUUUCGGUCCCCCAGGGCUGCUCCUUUAUGGAGUCAAGACGGUGAUCAUCCAUUUGAACUUUGGCCAGAACACCUUCGACUGGGUCGACCUGGACAGCGUCCUCAAGAAAUGGGACCUGACAUGGGACUCAUUUGUGGAGGCCUGCAUGCUCGCCGGGACAGAGUACUGCCUGACCUACCCGUACUUGAACUUGAGCCCAGCGCCCGUGCAGCCGGUGCAGACUCAGCAGCAGCAAGCGCGUUUUAAUUUCGAGGCGGCCGUGUACAUCAUCAAGCAGGGCCCCCUGAUUGAUUGGAUGGGCCACUUUCCCUCUGAGGACAUGAAAAACGACCACGUGGAUGGAUAUUGCAUUUGCAAGGUGCUGGUCCAGAAUUCCCCGGUUUUGCACCUGCAGGACUAUGCCAUCCGACCGCUCGGUGCUUGCAAGGCGGGAGACGCACCUCCUCAAGUGCCCAGCGAUUUCGCAGCGAUCAUGGGUCAGAAGCUUCCUCCUGCCCUCUACUACCUCAUGCUCCAUGGCAUUAUAUCACACAAGCUGCCCCAGGCCCUUGCCAAGGGCGAAUGGACAGACAAGUCACAGCCGCUGGUUGACACGAACGAGUUUCGGUCACUCCUCAACGAUCUGCAGGAUUAUCGACGGGUGGCCCUCGGAUUGGUGGCCCAGCACCUUCACCGAAGCUUUCAGCACAAGAAGAUUCUUUGCAAGGCCUUCUGGGAGUCGAACGUCAUCCGCACCGCCAUCUCAGGGGACGCCAACAAGAUCCCCAACGACGCGCGCAUCCUCGAGCCUGAGAUUAAAGACGGGCUUCGAUGGAAGAUAACGAAGUGGGCGGUGCAGGCCGAAAUGCAGAGGCAGAAGGUGGACAAAGUAGACUUCAAGUUCUGCCUGCAGUGGCAUGCUUACGAGUACGAGAACGAUGGCCCCCUGAUCCAGGGCCUGAAGGACCCGGGCCCUAUUUACUACGAGGCGGAGCUUCGGUGUCUUACCGCCCUCGUGCACUUCAUAGUCCUCGAAAAGCUCGAGCUGAUCGAGUCAGAGGAAGGGGCACCGACAGUUCUUGGCGACGUGCUGAAAGACACACCCGCCAACCUUACAGAACCAUGCCUGACAGCAUUGGAGCUGAUGAAGUACGGCACGCUCAAUGGCGAUCCUUUCGAGGUGCCAGCCCCAAUCCCGCCGGAGGGUGAGAAGCCCUUUCCGGCAGAUGUUCACUACCCAGUGCUGAGCAAGUUGGGGCCGGACGAGCGCGAUCGAGUCACGUGCACCUUCCUCCUCUGUCGGGUGAUGUCACUGGUGCCCAUGCGCCUGAAGAAUGUCAUGUGGGAUUCGGACGUGGACUUCGACCUGGCAGCUUUUCAUGCCCUUGUACGGAUCUUGAAGCGCUCCCUCAGGCAGCUCGUGGAGGGAGCCCUUGCAAACAUCCUGCUCAAGGAUCUGAGCAAGGUGAAACUCUUGCCCAAGGGCUUCAUGUGCGCGUCACCGCAGAAGGAUUAUCCAAACACGCCGGCUGAGCUGCCACCGUUCAUGCUUCCACGCGCGUGCAUGGGCAUCGUGGUGAAGUACUUCCUGGACUACAAAGGAGACAACUUCAAGCACGAUGUGACGAAGCGCUUCCAGUGCUGUGCACAGCCGGUUGAGGACCUCAAGCUGGCGCUCACCUUCUGGGAGGACAUCCGGCGUUGUGUGGACACCAUCGCAGAGCAGCUAGAAGCUGACGAGCUCAGCGAGAACAUGCGGAAGGCCAGCGAGAUCUUCCUGAAGCCUCAGCGGGAUCGGUUAGGUCUCUGA